UGUAGUCAUCGAAGAAGACAUGGAAAUGAUGCUGCUUCUGACCGCUGCUUUUUUUUCCAUAACACUCACUUAAACUAAAAACUGGACACUGUCAUGUUUAGCGUUGGAUACAUAGUUUGAUAGGCAGCCCUGCAACACACCAGCUAAGCAGGACGUGGGUCUAUUUUAACGGGGGCAUCAGAGCUAUGGCAACUGCACAGUCGGCUGUAACGUUUGCAGUGUGCAUCCUCAUGAUAACAGAGCUAAUACUUGCCAAGAAGGACUAUUAUGAUAUACUGGGAGUGCCUAAAGAUGCUACUGAGCGACAGAUAAAAAAAGCUUUCCACAAGCUUGCAAUGAAACAUCACCCAGAUAAGAACAAGAGCCCAGACGCUGAAGUGAGAUUCAGAGAAAUCGCUGAAGUUUAUGAAACGUUAUCAGAUGAAACCAGAAGAAGAGAAUAUGACCAGUUUGGUGACACCUCUGCAUAUUUCACUGGGGAGACGCAAGGCAGACAUAGACAGGGCGCACACCAACCUUUCAGCUUCAACUUUGAUGACAUUUUCAAAGACUUUGACAUCUACAGCCAGAACAGGCAUGCCCGUCAUCGAAGACACUUUGAUGAACACUCCAGGACCCACAAGGAGUCCCACAGUAGACAUAAGAGACGCGUUCAAGGAGGUUUUGGAGCAGGUAUCUUUGAUGAUAUGUAUGAGGACAUAGAGAAAAUGUUUACCUUUGACAGCACCAAACAGACUGACAACAGGUUUCAUGGUGCAUCAAAACAACACUGUAGAACAGUGACACAACGCAGGGGAAAUAUGGUAACCACAUACACAGACUGUACUGCAUCUUAAGAUGCAAUGUGAAAUGACUCAAAGUUGUCCAAAUGGCAUACAAAACUGUUGUAUCCAUUAGGUAACAUAAAGCCACUUGGUUCAAAUGCUGUGAAAUGUGAGCGAUGACAUUGAUAUCUGACAUUCAGGCACAGUUAACAUCAGUUUACUUAUUUUAGGUCUAAAAAGCUAUGUUUUCUUAAAGCUAUUCCUCUUGUGUGGUGCUCAUGGACUUGUACAUGAUUGUAGUAGUUUUUCACGUAUUGUGAAAUAACCUGACGGAGUAUUUUGUCGAUCAUUUUAAGCACCUUUUGAUAGUGGAACUGGUUAAGUUUAAUGUUUGGAGAAACAUUUUUGUUAAAGAAAUACUCGUGUGUCAGUAAUUCACCAUUUCUAUUAUGUGUAUUUGUUUAGAUUUGAGUGUCUUUUGUAUAGGUUUUGUCAUUGUUGGUUUCAAACCACAACUCAAGGUACAAACAAUAGCCAGUGGAUUUCUGCUUAUGUCAGCGUUGUCAACACAAUCCUCUGACCCUCCACAAGCUGGCUAGUUUUACUCUUUAACUUGUUUGUGUUACAUCUUGUUUAAAUAUUCAUUCAUUCUACACUUCCAGUCAUUUUUGAACAAACUAUAUUUUUAAAUGUGUUGUAUUGAGUGCAUUUGUAAAGAAAGUUACACAUUUGUAAAUAUAUGUAAAUAUUAGUAGUAAAGAGGUAUAAGUAAAUAGAUAAAUGUUUUUGACUCCAGCCUAUCUUUAUAAAUAAGUGUGAAGCCUACGCUGUUCUGCUGUGGUAUUUUGAGUUACUCAAAGUGGCAGAGGACAUCUAGAUUGAGGUCAUCUUUCAUCAUCAAAAAAAUACAACAAUUUCUGUUUUCUUGAUGAGUAUUUAAUAUACAUUUCCAAUUACCAUGGUUAAAAAUCAACCGGACAUGCUAAAAUAUAAAUAAAUACCUCUGACUGGCCCGGCAGGCAAACUACAAAGAGUGUUCUCUGUAAACUAACACAAGCAGACUACAGCACAUAGGUUUCACAACAUCAGAUUGUACUUGUCACAAGGUUUAUUUUUUUAUAUUCCAAUUUUAAAAUAUUUGUUUCAAAUGUACACUGCAUACUGUUUUCGUUCCAUUACAUCUUAUAUUUGAACUAGUCACAAUAAAGUGCUCCUUUUA
This is a messenger RNA of Trematomus bernacchii (emerald rockcod), 1983 nucleotides long. It is a transcript of the gene dnajb9a, whose product is annotated as DnaJ heat shock protein family (Hsp40) member B9a. The transcript is spliced from 3 exons. Gene Ontology annotation, cellular component: endoplasmic reticulum. The coding region runs from base 186 to 836 and encodes 216 amino acids. Lineage: Eukaryota; Metazoa; Chordata; Actinopteri; Perciformes; Nototheniidae. The record is from RefSeq and is a predicted model, not a curated record. Gene Ontology annotation, molecular function: misfolded protein binding; protein-folding chaperone binding.